AUGCACAUAACCAGCGAAGUGAGCUCCACAACAACGGCCCCAAGCACAAAUCCAUCGAAAAAGUCUGGCCGCAGUGUAAACAAUGAAAAUAACAACAAUAAUUCGAAUACAACCAAUAAUAACAACAACAGUUCGAACGGCACGGCCAGUAAAAAGCCGGUGGACACAAGUCCCUAUCUGACACCGGAAAAUCUCAUUGAACGAACUGUGGACGUGCUCUUGGCCGAACAUCCAGGGGAGCUGGUUAAGACUGGAUCACCACAUAUUGUCUGCACAACACUACCCACACAUUGGCGCUCCAAUAAAACGCUACCAAUUGCCUUCAAAGUUCUCGCCCUGGGCGAAGUGAUGGACGGCACCAUUGUGACAAUACGUGCCGGCAACGAUGAGAACUUUUGCGGUGAACUGCGUAACUGUACGGCAGUGAUGAAAAAUCAAGUGGCCAAAUUUAAUGAUUUGCGCUUCGUCGGACGCAGUGGGAGAGGUAAAAGUUUCACACUGAGCAUUGUGAUUUCCACGAAUCCAAUACAAAUUGCCACGUACAAUAAAGCCAUUAAAGUCACAGUGGAUGGUCCGAGGGAGCCACGCUCGAAAAUACGACAUCCCGGCUUUCAUCCAUUUGCCUUUGGGCCGCAGCGAUUCGGCCCAGAUCCUCUUAUGGGCGGUUUACCGUUUAAAUUACCCGGUUUUGCUCAUCAUUUGGUGGGAAUGCAUUCACAUCUACAUGCACCCGAUUGGCGAACAUUGGGUGGUGGCCAUGCAGCGGCAUUGGGCAGACCACCAUUCCCUCAUGGCAGUCCAUUCUUUCAUCAUCAGCCGGCAGCGUUUCCCGGACAUGUUGGUGCCUUGGAUCGUCAGGCCUUAAACAGAGUUGGAGAUCCCCACCAUCUAUCCCAGCUCUCCCAGCUCUCAGCAAUUGGUGCGGCCCACAGUACAACCAGUCCUGAAGGUUCUCCGACCACAACCUCAGCUGGGCUGGCACAUCAUUCGCUUACCACCUCCCCGCCUUUGACGACCACGACGAGUGACAACGAUAACAACAUUGAUGCCGGUUUUGAAAGUGAUAGCAUAUCGGUGACAGGAUCGCCACGGAAAUCAUCAUCCAUUCAUGAGGAUGAUGAGCAGCGUAGCACCUCACCACCCAUGACUCAAGGUAGCGGUAAUGGUGGGGCUUUCACCUCUUUGAUACAACGUAAUCCAGCCUUAAGAAAAACAGAAUUGUUUUCGGGAUUCGCCUCGAAUUUCACUCCUCCGCAUGCCUUCAAUCCAGCAUUGGCGGCCCAGUUGUUUUUGCAAAAUCCUCUGCUACCCCAGCCGAGUCAGUGGUUGUAUACUCAACUCUAUGGAAAUUAUAAUGAAUUCCCAUGGUUUCGAAAUAAUGCCCCCGCUCAGUCAAUUCUAAAUGGUGGCGUAGAAGCAUCCGCAGCAGCAGCGGCAACAACAUCGGCGACACCAAUAUCUAACUUGCCUGGAAAUAGCGAAACUGCCCAUGGUGUUAAUUUAAUAAAACGCUGUGUUACCCUGGUCUCACAUAGUGGCUCCGAAGUGCCCGACCAGACUAAACUUGUGAGCAAUAGCACACCUCCCCCGGUUACAUCCAGCCAGAGAUCGCCUUCUCCCGUGGAGACCAUAGAUUUGGAUGAUGUUAGCAAUACCUCACGCUCGGCGAGUAGUUCAUAUGGUCCCAUACGCUGCCGUACACCAAAGGCUUCCGAUGUUUGGCGACCUUACUAGCAACUGCGCAAAGCCAUUGGCCAGGCUUUGGGUUUGAGUUUGGGUGAGGACAUCAUGGAGAAUGAAAUCAAAAAUGCAACAGAAAAUGAGCUGAAUAUAGUGUAAAUUGGAGGAGAAAGAAAACGAUAAAACCUUGUUGUGAACAGAAACUGAAUGAAUUCCAUAUCUUAAUUUUUAAAAAUUAAAAAAAAAUUAAUUAGAAAAUUUAUAACAAAAAAACAAUUCUAAUAAAAUCCCUGAAACUCUAAAAAUUGUAUAGUCUCUCAUUUUGUAAUCUGCGUCAACCAUACAUAUGCCAAAGGAAAUAUACG
Messenger RNA from Musca domestica (house fly), 2045 nucleotides. It is a transcript of the gene RunxB, whose product is annotated as segmentation protein Runt. Gene Ontology annotation, molecular function: ATP binding; DNA-binding transcription factor activity, RNA polymerase II-specific; RNA polymerase II cis-regulatory region sequence-specific DNA binding. Gene Ontology annotation, cellular component: nucleus. The transcript has 5 exons. The record is from RefSeq and is a predicted model, not a curated record. Lineage: Eukaryota; Metazoa; Arthropoda; Insecta; Diptera; Muscidae. Gene Ontology annotation, biological process: regulation of DNA-templated transcription. The coding region runs from base 1 to 1734 and encodes 577 amino acids.